AUGCAUCGAGAGCAAGCUCGGAGAGAAGCAGUUGAAGACGGAAGGCUUCUUAGCAACCAGGGAGGUUAUGAUGAUGAUGUGGCCACAAAUGAUCCUUCUGCAACAGGAAUACGCUACAUGAGCAGAGCAUUUCCUCAGCCUCAGAGAUUGAUAGCGUUGUCUAACAUCUUUGCACAGAACGAGCAAGACUUUGAGAUACUGCACCCUGAUGCUGCCAACAACCUUUACAUCAAAUUGGCUACACUGUCGGAAGAUCUGCUGGCAUAUAGUCCCAAGGCAUGUCCAUCAUGGCAGUCAGAUGAGGAGGAGGAGGAGGAUAUUGAACUGGAGAAUCUCACAGCAGUAUUGUUAUGGGGGGGCACGAUGUACCAAGUGUUGUUAUUUUCUUGUUUGUCCAGAACAACUCUUGUUCUGCCUAUCCUGUUUAAGGGCAGAAGGAAGGGAAAGGGGGGUCGGAUCAGCUUCACUGAGUCAUCAAGAGCCUUCAUGGACUUCGAGUGUGUGAGUUGCAGAACACCUUCAAUUAAGUCAAACAAGUUAAAAACUUGAACAUACAUGUUUCAUAUUUAAGACCUUCAGAAACCGGGGUCAGAAUGUGACUGGCAGUGGCAGCAAGGUUUAAAAAUGUACUGCUGUGAACUUCACCUGUUCAUAAUUUACCACAGGUUCUGUCGU
Molecule: messenger RNA, 675 nt
Organism: Patiria miniata (bat star)
Lineage: Eukaryota; Metazoa; Echinodermata; Asteroidea; Valvatida; Asterinidae
Exons: 4
Coding region: 1-549 (182 amino acids)
Source: RefSeq, a predicted model, not a curated record